Molecule: messenger RNA, 861 nt
Organism: Amblyraja radiata (thorny skate)
Lineage: Eukaryota; Metazoa; Chordata; Chondrichthyes; Rajiformes; Rajidae
Gene: aurkaip1
Product: aurora kinase A interacting protein 1
Exons: 4
Coding region: 147-782 (211 amino acids)
Cellular component (GO): mitochondrion
Source: RefSeq, a predicted model, not a curated record
ACACACACACAAGCUGCAAGUUCUGCCCGUAAAGCGGAACCUUCGUUUAGGGUCCGAAGGGGAAGCGUUUGCGUGCCGUUACCGGAUGUAGCGGACACUCUGGAUGGGGUUGAACUGAAGACUCCAAACCAUUUGCUUCUGAAUGAAUGACCAUAAUGAUUCUGUCAAGAUUGUCUUUGCAACUGGUGAAAGCACACAGGAUUCCAGCAACACAGUCUCUUUUUGGCUCUGUUCUUCAACGAUGUAGUGCACUAUCCAAAAAUUGUUACACAUCACCAAGACAAAGUAAUGUGAAACCGCAAAGUUGGUGUACGAUAGAUCAUGAACUGGAGGAGCUGCUGAUUCCACGGAAACUGUCCAUUAGUCCCUCAGAAAGUUGGCUAACAAUUAAAUACUGGGCACCCAGUCUGGACCCACAGAAUGGACAAGGUCUUGGUGUAGGUUUGUGGGAUCGUUCUCUGCUGAAUGAAUGCCCGCCCAUUGAGGGAUCCCAACAUUUUGAAGAGGAUGGUGCAGCAACAGACUACAGUGUGGACAACAUCGAAUGUAGGAAUGUACUGAAGAUUCGCCGGCGAAAGAUGAACAGGCACAAGUACAAGAAGUUGCUGAAGCGAACAAAGUUCCUGCGUAGACGGAUCAAGGAGAUUCGUAGAAAACGGCGGCAGCUAAGGUUUGAGAGAGAUUUGAAGCGAAUCUGGAAAAAGGCUGGUUUGAAGAAAGCACCGGAAGGCUGGCAGGCCCCGAAGAUAUUUGUGAAGCGAUACCAGGGCAAGUCUGAGUGAUGCUGAGAUCAAAGUAACUGCAUUCUCUGCAGUGCGGAGUGUAAUACCUUGUCCAGAAUUAAAAUCUAAUUAUCCCUGA